ACUACCAGCUAGGGCAUAACUUAAUAUUUAUACGACGUUGAGCUAGCUCACAGAGUGUAUAUUAAAAAUAUUAUUAUAAGUAAUAGUUAGUAAAUAAUUCACAUUUAUUUACGAUUUCCAUUUGAACUAAAUGUUAYUUUAUAGUUGUUAAUUUUUGUCAUAAAUUAAAUUCUAAAAUAACUUAAACAUGUUUAUUCUUGUGUGCUCACAAUUKUUGAUGUUAAUUAUUGUCCACGCCAUCAAUGGAUAUAACUACACAACUAAUUACAUAACUGUACCGUUUUAUACUGGUAAUGAAGGACGAAUUGAAAACUUUGCAGAUAAUACUGGUUUUAUGUGGGAAAUAUCAAGAGAAUUCCAGGCAUUGGUCGUGUUUGCCGAGCACCGUUACUAUGGCGAGUCCAUGCCCUAUAGAGAUCACUCUUUCGAUGACAACGAGAAGUUGGGCUAUCUGACUUCUCAACAAGCGAUGGCUGACUUUGUAGACCUGAUAAAGUAUCUACGUGACGAUGCACUGAGUGCUGGCAGACGUCCCAACCCAGUAUUCGCAUUUGGCGGAUCUUAUGGAGGAAUGUUGGCCGCUUGGUCACGCAUAAAGUAUCCCGCCACUAUUGAAGGAGCCAUAGCUUCGUCAGCUCCAAUAUGGCAAUUCACUGGGAUGACACCGUGCAAUGAUUUCUAUAAAGUGACAUCGUCGGUUUAUAGAAAUACCAGUGCAGAAUGUGGAUUGACUAUUUCAGCAUCUUGGAAAGCCAUCGAUAACAUCACCGAAUCUAAUUCUGGGAAAACGUGGUUAACGGACAACUGGAAACUAUGUAAACCGUUAAAGCACUCUGACGACGUAGCACAACUAAAAUAUUGGGCAACUGACGUGUAUGUGGCACUGGCGAUGGUUAAUUAUCCUUACGAAGCUAAUUUUCUUGCUCCUUUGCCCGCAAAUCCGAUCAAGAAACGCGAUGAAUAUAUUUUUCAGGCUUGUACGGAAAUGAUAAUGCCGUUAUGUACGAAUGGCGGCGAGGACGAUAUAUUCGAAGCGAACACUUGGGAUUUCGAAAGCUACGCGGAGUACUGUGAAAAUCGAUAUGACGUCAAACCGUCCACAGACGAUGUCGAAAAACAGUACGGAGGCAAAAAUCUCAAAACUGCGUCCAACAUAAUAUUCAGGUAA
Diuraphis noxia (Russian wheat aphid) is the source of this 1168-nucleotide messenger RNA. Its product is annotated as lysosomal Pro-X carboxypeptidase-like. NCBI's taxonomy places the organism in Eukaryota, Metazoa, Arthropoda, Insecta, Hemiptera, Aphididae. The record is from RefSeq and is a predicted model, not a curated record. Gene Ontology annotation, molecular function: serine-type exopeptidase activity; dipeptidyl-peptidase activity. Gene Ontology annotation, biological process: proteolysis.